CCGGCGCCUCAGUACCGCGGUGUCCAUCGAGGUGAUCGUUUCGCGACGCGUUUUCCGCGCGGAACAAAAGCCCAGUCUCUCUCUCCCUCGCCGUUUAGCUUCGGCCAUUCGUGCGAAAAGUUGCUGGCCGAACAAACGGAGCUUGAGCGCCAUCGGUCGCUCGCGUCUCUCUCAUCCCGUUUAUUCUCGAUCGCGUUUGUCGCAUCGUUUUUACGACUUCGGCCAGCCGACGGCGGAAGUCGACCGGCCGUUCCCUCCUUCUCUCUCUCUCUCUCUUCUCUAUCUCGCGCACGGACGGAGUGCCAGCAUCGAGGCACGACGCGACUGCACCAGCUGUGACGCGGUCGGGACGAGUGUAUGGGUGCUGUGUUACGCGGUUAUAUCUUCUGUUUUGUGUACGAGUAGCGCGACGAGCGCGAGUCCUAAGUUGGGUUUUGUUUUCACGCCCCGUCCCGAUUCCUCGAUUUUCUUCUGUGCAUCGAUGUUUUCGCUCGCGAGAGCCCGUUAAACGCGAGGGAACAAAGGGCGACAGGCAAGCGGGGAGACCAAGAGCGGACAAGAGAAGGCGAGGAAGAGAAAGAAAGACGGAGAGAGAAGAGGUACAUAUAUAGAGACGUCGUAUCGAUCGAGAGCUGGUCCCACUUCACGUCACGAACUUCCUGGAGAAUUAGUCUACCUCGCCGGACUUGUUGGUAGCAUGCAAGCACGCGAAACGCAUUGUCCGCCGGUUACAAGGCGAUGAGACGCCUGAAUGGAGUCAGAGGAAGCCUCAGAGCCCCCUGGGGCUCCCAUCGACGUUCUAUUGACAGAGCAGCGCAGCCGGGUCAAUCUUAUCACUGCACUUAAGCCGAUCUGAACCAACCGCAUCUCGCCAUUUACACCGACAGACAUCCGGAUUUCCAUUUAAUCGUCGCGCCGAGGGGAACAAAAUAAAAUCUGGAACAGAAGAUAUCAGUGAAACGUUUCGUGCGAUCUGAACGGCACAGAUUCCGAAUGCCGAUAUAGUGAAACCUAUGCCAAAGAUCUAUUUACGUCAGUCGAUUCGCGCGGGGGAGCCUCGAUAGAUCGCGAUCGCGCGGGAUCCGAGGAAAAAAUUCAAUCGAACGUGAGACAAGCAGACGUGGAUUAAUCAGGACUACGAGAUGGCGGCGCCGGUGAUCGAGAAGAAGCGCUUCUUCUGCCGAGAAUGGGCCUUCAUGAAGCUGUCGCAUUGCCUGGAGCAGCGGCCGCAGUCGAAGACCUGCGGUGCCCUGAUCGUGGGCGGGCCGGGCAGCGGCAAGACGGCGUUCUGCGCCGAAUUAGCGUGGCCUUCGAACGGCGCUUCCGCGAGGCACCAACGCUCGCUGAAUCGCCGCCUGCUCGCCCGGCACUUCUGCCAGGCCAGAAGCGAGGCCUCUCUGUCGCCCGCUCAGUUCGUGCGAUCUCUGGUCGCGCAGCUGCUGCAGGCGAGCUCGGACGGCGUUCAUCAUCAUCAGCAUCAUCAUCAUCGAUCGUCGUCCGUGCCAGCGACCUCGCCGACGACGUCCGCGACGGCGACCACGACCACGGUCACCACGACGAUGCCCGCGGCAACCACGACAACGAUAGCGACGACGACGGCGACAACGACGACGGCGACGCCUACGACCGUCGUCGUGGUCGCGCCGCCGCUCACCUCCAAGGAGGCCGUCGCGGAGGCCUACGCCGAGAAGCUGCGCACCGAUCCCGAGAUACAGGCGGCACUGCAGCCGGACGUUUUGGAUCGCGAUCCGGACGACGCCUUGAAAAAGGCGCUUCUGUUCCCGCUGCUCGAGGUGGAGCCGCCGAAGAACUGUCUCUUCCUGCUGGUGGACUCCAUCGACGAAGGUCAGACGUUGAAUCCACCGCAGAGCGGCACCAGGGACUCGAGAAGGGAAAAUGACAAUGUCAGUCGCACGAUAGCUGAAUUACUGGCUAAUCACCACCAUCUGUUCCCACAGUGGCUCUUGUUAGUCUGCACCGCGCGGCGACAGAGUAAGACCAUCUCGCGCAUGUUCACCGGCUUUCGCAAGAUCUCGCUGGACGAUCUGAGAAAGUCCCAGGUCGUCAGGGACGUGCAGCAGUAUAUACUCGCGCGCUUGGAUCAGGAGGACGCGCUCAGGCAGCACAUCUCGCGCGACACCGCCGAGAUGCUGAACCAGCUGCACAUAAAGAGCAACGGUUGCUUUCUGUACCUGGAGAAAGUUCUCGACGGCGUGGCGGAGAAUUUCAUUGUUCUGCGCGAGGUACGUGAGAUUCCGGGAACACUGAACGGCCUAUAUCUCUGGCUGUGCCAGCGACUCUUCAGCAGGAAGCAAUUCAGCAAAGUGCAACCUCUUCUCAACGUCAUACUCGCCGCUAAAUUGCCCAUCACUCAGGAGAUUCUGUACGAGAGCGUGAAGACAGCUUGUGUCGGCAUCACCGUCGAGGACUUCAAUCGUCGGCUUCAUCUGCUGCGCCGUGUGAUAUCGGUCUCGCGCGCCGGUGCGCUGAUGCUCUUCCAUCACAGCUUCGCCGAGUGGCUGCUGGACGUUAAACACUGCACCCAGAAGUAUCUCUGUUCGGCCACCGAGGGCCACGCCAUGCUGGCGGCUCAUUACACCCUCCGCGGUCCCGAGCUCAAUCCGGACGAGAUCUGCGUGCUGGCGCAACAUCUGCAACGCGUGAUAACGAGCAUUCCGGCCAGCACCACUCUGGAUGUUCACACUCUUCAAAUUCUUUGGAUGGUCGGCAGCAACGCGCCCAUCGAAGACUGUUAUUUAGAUAGUUCUGAGUGCAUUCUCUGGCCCAGGCAGGACUUGAAGCUCCUCAGAUUGCUAAUCGACGCUGGCGCGAAGCCUUCCGAAAAGACCACCGAGGACGACGCCGGCAAAGAUGCCGUUUCUUCUAGUCAGGUUUCACAUGAUGUAAGCCCUAUUGAUGAAUCUCCGAGUGAGCCGUUGACGGAGCUUCUCGGUGAAAGUGGAGAUAUCAAUCAAGCAGACUCUUACGGACGAACCGUGUUACACACAUUAGCCGCCGAUGGCAAUGCAUCUCUGUUGGAAUUGGCGCUUGCAGCUUGUCCGCAGGCAAAAUUGGAAGCAGUUGAUCGGAAUGGACAAACGCCACUCAAUCUGGCUGCGAGGCACGGUUACACGGAUGUAGUGCGUGUGCUUUUAGCUGCCGGCGCGAGGGUGGACCACGCGGACUGCGACGGGUGGACUGCCCUUAGAGCUGCUGCUUGGGGAGGACAUACUCAGGUGGUCGAACUACUUUUAAAGCACGGAGCGAUGGUCGACUGCGCGGAUUGGGAUCAACGAACCGCGCUGCGAGCAGCCGCCUGGGGCGGUCACGAGGACAUCGUCAAAGCUCUCUUGAAGCACGGCGCCGACGUUAACAGAACGGACGACGAGGGUAGAACCGCCUUGAUCGCUGCUGCGUACAUGGGACACAGCGAGAUCGUGGAGCAUCUUUUAGACUUCGGGGCCGAGAUCGAUCACGCCGACAGCGACGGUAGAACUGCGCUCAGCGUCGCUGCACUUUGCGUCCCUGCCAAUCACGGAUACGCAAAGGUCGUCACGAUACUUUUAGACCGAGGCGCCACGGUGGAUCACCAGGACAAGGACGGUAUGACUCCGCUCUUGGUCGCCGCGUUCGAGGGUCACCGGGACGUUUGCGAUCUGCUUCUGGAAUACGACGCGGACAUGGAUCAUUGCGACGUCACCGGGAGGACGCCUCUGUGGGCGGCCGCGAGUAUGGGACACGGAUCGGUCGUGAAGCUUCUGCUGUACUGGGGCUGCUGCGUCGACACUAUUGACAACGAAGGCAGAACCGUUCUCAGUAUAGCCGCUGCCCAGGGCGGCACAGAUGUUGUGAAGCAGUUGCUCGCUAGAGGCCUAGACGAGCAGCAUAGAGACAAUUCUGGCUGGACUCCGUUACACUACUCGGCGUUCGAGGGUCACGUGGACGUUUGCGAGGCGUUGCUGGAAGCUGGCGCGAAGAUCGACGAGACGGACAAUGAUGGGAAGAGCUCUCUUAUGCUCGCGGCGCAGGAAGGACACACAUCGUUGGUGGAAAGGUUGCUGAAACAACACAACGCGCCUAUAGAUCAACACGCUCACGAUGGUAAAACUGCUUUAAGACUCGCAGCUCUGGAGGGACAUUACGAUACCGUGAAGAUAUUGUUAUCUCACAACGCUGAUGUCAACGCGAAGGAUGCCGAUGGAAGGAGCACUCUAUAUAUACUCGCAUUAGAAAACAGACUAGCUAUGGCGAGGUUUUUGCUGGAACACGCAAACGCGGACGUGGAAAGUAGAGAUUCAGAGGGUAGAACAUCACUGCACGUGAGCGCUUGGCAAGGUCACGUGGAAAUGGUAGCAUUGUUGCUGACGGAAGGUGGAGCUAGCGUGAAUGCUUGCGACAAUGAAAACAGAACACCACUUCAUUCCGCCGCCUGGCAAGGUCACGCAGCGAUCGUCAGGCUGCUCCUAGAACACGGUGCCACUCCUGAUCACACUUGCAACCAAGGUGCCACGGCUCUAGGUAUCGCCGCUCAGGAAGGACACGAGCAUUGCGUCCGGGCGCUUUUGAACCAUGGAGCCGAUCCGAAUCAUUCCGAUCAUUGCGGACGUAACGCUAUUAAAGUAGCCGCUAAAAGUGGCCACGACACGGUUGUCAGGCUACUAGAAGAACAUUCAGCCAACCAACGCAGCUUGAGACCCGGCAUUAAUGGAGGUGGUAGCAGUAGUGCUACUUCCGUAACAUCCAAUUCGACGGCUGAGACUAAGCCUUCAUCGGCAAUCCUGAAUCCUCUGUCGACGCAAUACAGCCCAGCGGAAUCGCCAGAUUCAACCAAGCGGCGCAGUUGCGUCUCUUUAGGCAACAAUUCGAGCAAUAGCAAAUCGAGCAGCAACUUAACCGGCAGCACAAAGAGCGAUCAGGGAAAAUUCAAUCAAAAUUCAAUGGUUAACUGUCAGACACCAUUAUCUUUCACCCAACAACUGCAGCAAUGUUCAAGAGGAGCAAAGAGUCGGCCGCUCAGUAAAUUAUUGUCGCCUUUGAAAAGCGAGCCGCAGAGCCCGAUAUACGCCUCACCUCCGCAUUCUCCGCUAAGCGACAGCCUUAUCCCUUACUCGCCUACGAACACGAGUCCGCCCAGUGCUCAAACGGCUGCGAACGUGAUUCAGAGUCAGCUGGGUGUGUCAUUGAUGGGCGGAAAUCCUAAUAUCUCCUACAAAAUGGGAUAUAAUCACACGCCGGUCAUUUACGAGCCGAUCAACAUCAAAACCGAGCUUAUCGAUCGCAAUAACAUUGGCAAACCGUUCGAAUUGACGAAUGAAAUGCUAGGUUUGAGCAUCGGGAAGGACAAGGAGAACGGACACGAGGAUAAACGAAAUUCGGCCGACACGCAUUUUACGCGUGACACUCAUAUGAGAAUAAUAUUGGGGAAUAGCGGCGCUGGCGUGGGCAGAAGCGUCAAGCACAUUACGGAUCACACGUCUGGAAGACUUUGCAGAAAUCACAAUGGUCGUAUAAGGAAGACACACCGCUUCAUGAGCGAUAGGCUUUCCUUCCUUUUUCAACCCUCCCGAGCGAAAAAAGAUAGAAUAUGUAGUCAAGGAGGACAUACGACAAUUGCAGGUAAUGCAAAACCAAAGCGUAAUGGCUUGGUGUCCAACCCAGCCAUGAGAUUAGUGGCAGGCGUUAGAAAUGGAAUUGAGAAUGCUACGAACAGAAAUAAGCCUAUUACAACGCGAGUAAAUGGAUUCCAGUGGAAGGCGGAAGCGCGCAAGGAAACGCCUUUGUAGGGACAGGCUAUGCAUUACGGAUUGUCUCGACGAAGAGCCGCGAGCCAAUACCGUGGAUGGCGAUCUGUCGCGAACAAGAAGCGAAAGUCAAUAAACAAAUUUUUCUCGGUUUAUUUGUGCAAAAUCAAAUUACCUCAUAUUAAAAGGAAGAAGAGGGAGGACUUAUGAAUAUUCUGACAUUGCGUGAACACAGAAAUGUCACGUAGCACACAAAACCAAAUAUUAAUUUGCAUAGGGAAAAUAUGUAGACGUAGAUAUGUUAACUUACAAAACAUGACUUUGUAUAAAUAUAACGGUAACGAAAUUAUUUACUGAUCUCACUAAUGUAAUACAUAGAUACAGAGACGUACGUACAUUCACGUUCAACGAGUGUACGUAUGUCUCUGUGUAUAAUGUUUAUACAGAAUACCGCAAACGUUGUGCAUUUUCUCAAUUAUCGGAUUUCAAAGAACAAACCAACUAGAAUCGCAAAAACUUCUUCCAUUGCAGUUGAUUCGCAAUGGCCAAGAUACCAAACCAAUUUGUCAAAGUCUGUUGCCGAGAGAAAUUACGCAUUUGCGAGAUAUUCCGUAUAUAUGUAUACACUUAUAAAAUUAUUAUUGAAAUCUUGAAAUGAGAGAGAGAGAGAGAGAGAGAAAGAGAAAUGUUAGCCGUGGUGUUAAUGUCGAUUAGACGAUAAAGUUUAAUGACGAAAAUUUCUUCAGAAGACUGGAUGCAGACAGAAUGCAUAUGUGAUCUUUUAAUGGAUAACUUUAAACCGAAGACGAUUGUAAAGAUAUGUAUAAAUUAUAUUAAGAGGAAAAAAAAGAAAAGUUGAUGAUAGAAGAGAGUAUGAUAUUACGGACUCAUUACAGAUACGUAAAGUUAUGGCCUGAAAACGAAGAACGUGUUGUAAAUACAGAUCCCUUGUAACGUCUCACGCAACAUAUUUAUUAUACUGUAAUAGGUGCGAAAUAAAUAAAAAUUAGGAAAUAUUA
Linepithema humile (Argentine ant) is the source of this 6760-nucleotide messenger RNA. Its product is annotated as ankyrin repeat domain-containing protein 50. Gene Ontology annotation, molecular function: protein binding. NCBI's taxonomy places the organism in Eukaryota, Metazoa, Arthropoda, Insecta, Hymenoptera, Formicidae. The record is from RefSeq and is a predicted model, not a curated record. Gene Ontology annotation, cellular component: cytoplasm; nucleus.